This is a messenger RNA of Nestor notabilis (Kea), 1431 nucleotides long. RefSeq names its product WD repeat domain 34 (gene DYNC2I2). Lineage: Eukaryota; Metazoa; Chordata; Aves; Psittaciformes; Psittacidae. The annotation marks the transcript as partial. Gene Ontology annotation, molecular function: dynein light chain binding; dynein heavy chain binding. Gene Ontology annotation, cellular component: ciliary plasm; cytoplasmic dynein complex. The record is from RefSeq and is a predicted model, not a curated record. The transcript has 8 exons. Gene Ontology annotation, biological process: intraciliary transport.
AAAAGCUGCCAGACUAGGAAAAUUUCAACAGUAGAAUCUGCAGCACAGACUCACACCAGCCGAGAUGCCAGUGUGCAGACGGAGCAAAGUAAAGAUGCUCUCCAUGACUUCCAGCAAGAAGUCCAAGUAGAUUACACUGGCCUUCUGUCAUUCCUUCAGAAAGUGGAGGACGCUGUUGUCAAAGAGCUAAAUAAAAACUGGGAAAGCCGUGCCUUUGAUGGCUUUGAAGUGAACUGGACAGACCAGAAUGAAACAGUGUUGUGUUUGCAUACGUUGUCAUACCCAGAGGCUCAGGAUCAAAACUUGCAGGUUACCAGCGUCUCAUGGAAUGCAACUGGAUCCGUUGUUGCAUGUUCAUAUGGCCGGUUGGACGGGGGGGACUGGAGCACAGAAAAAUCCUACGUUUGUACCUGGAACCUGGACAGAAGAGGGUUGAACCCAAAGCACCCUGACCUGGUGGUGGAUGUUCCCAGUUCUGUGAUGUGCCUGGCUUUCCACCCCUCCCAGCCUUCGCUGAUAGCCGGCGGCCUCUUCAGCGGGGAGCUGGUGGUGUGGGACACCAGCAGAGCAGAGGACCCGGUGAUCUGGAGGACAGGGAUGACAGAUGACACACACACUGAUCCAGUCUAUCAGGUGAACUGGUUGCCUGAUGCCAAGCACAGAAACCAGCCCCGGCUGCUGAGCGUGUCAACAGACGGGAAGAUCUUGGUGUGGAGGGAGGAGCGAGAUGGGCGGCUGGUCCUGGCUGAAGGCUUCGCCGUGGUGGCACAGCAGAUCCCUCGCAGCUCUUGGCUGAAGAAGGUCGCCUAUGGAGAGGCAGCAGUCGGUGUGACCUCGCUGUCUUUCUCACACUUCGAUCCCCGGGUGUUCGUGGUGGGUGUGGAAGGUGGUUACUCCCUGAAGUGCUGCACGACUGCAGUGACACCGGCCCUGCACCGAACGGGCAGUUCUGUGCCGCUGCGGGCGCCGGCAGAACUCGCCUUCUCCCCGCACGGUGGCCCCGUGUACUCUGUGAGCUGCUCCCCCUUCCACAGGAACCUCUUUCUGAGCUGUGGGACUGAUGGACAGGUUCACCUGCACUCCAUGUUGCAGACACAACCCCUCGUUUCUCUUCAGUUAUCAAAGAAAUACCUGUUCUGCGUACGCUGGUCUCCAGUCCGACCACUCGUCUUCGCGGCUGCAUCGGGUGAAGGAGAGGUGCAUCUCUUCGACUUCGAGAGGAGCUCACAGAAGCCGGCUGUAUCCAUGAAGCAAGCUACAGAUGAACACCCCGUGUACUGUUUGGAAUUUAACAUGAAGCAAACUCAUCUCCUGGCCGCAGGGGACGCCACCGGAGCCGUCAAAGUCUGGCAGCUCAGUUCAGACUUCACUGAGCAGCGGCCCAGGGAAGUGACACAUCUGGAGCAGCUGGCGAGUGAGAGCACAGACUGA